Messenger RNA from Corylus avellana, 2818 nucleotides. Its product is annotated as WW domain-containing protein. Gene Ontology annotation, cellular component: nuclear body; cytoplasm. The record is from RefSeq and is a predicted model, not a curated record. NCBI's taxonomy places the organism in Eukaryota, Viridiplantae, Streptophyta, Magnoliopsida, Fagales, Betulaceae. Gene Ontology annotation, biological process: alternative mRNA splicing, via spliceosome. Gene Ontology annotation, molecular function: protein binding; ribonucleoprotein complex binding.
UUUUUUUUUGGAAAGCACUUCAUUCACUAAUCGUAAACUCGAACCUCUCCUCCCAAACACCGAUUUCAUAAGACCUUUUCUUUUUUAAAAGCAACGCCAAGAGUUCCCCAACCGGCUGAGAAAAUUCAUUGGAAUUCAUUUAACAGUGGCUUCAGGAGAAGAAGAGUGGGGACUUUUAAGCGUAACUUAUUCUCUCUGGAAUUUUUCUCCCAUUUAACCUUUCUUAUGGUUAUGGUUGGUUUUAUAAGAAACAUUCUUUCCAAAUAAGUAAAAAAAUAUGGAUAAUUCCCACGAUCUGCCACUUCCUCCUGGCGUCCAUUCUUUGCCAAACUAUUCAUGUAGCCCGGCUUCUUCAGUGCCAUCAUUCCCGUGCCCUCCCCAACAUUGUGCUAACACUGUGACACCUCAGUAUCAAUCUAGCUACUCAGGAAAUUGCUUCUUUCCCCUUCCUUCUUCUAAUUCAACCUUCACUCCUACUCAAGUCUCACAUUCGCUUAGUAGUCCAUCAACUCAGUAUAAUUUUUCUCCAAAUGCUCCUCAUUCAUCAGGCCAAAUCCCCAAAAACUCUCAGAGUGGCUAUGCUUCUCAAUCAGGUUUAGUCCAACAAGGUGCCGAUUUCAUUGAGCAGCAACCACAAGACCAAAACAAAGUAGGUGAGAAAAUUACCCAGUAUAAGGAUAAUAUAGUAACUCAAGAAACGGGCCAUGUCAAUGGAAAUGAUAAUGCAUCUACCAGCUACUCCAGAUCACAUGUUGAAAAUUCCAGCGACUUUGAAACUGCUGCUCAGGAUGCAGUGUUGCGUGAACAGGAAAUUGCCACACAAACUAUCAUUCAAAAUCAAAGAGAGGCAAGAGGCGCUGGUGGACCUUCUAAGGAUGGUAAAGACAUUUUCUCAGAACGUCGUGACCCCAAUGCUCUAAAGGAACAUCUACUGAAGAUGACGUCGCAACAUCGUGCUGAAAUGGCUUUAAAGCGGGGGAAGCCUAGCCUUCUUGAAGAAGGUAACAUGGAAAUUGGAAAUGGUUAUGGUGUACCAGGUGGAGGUGCUUAUUAUGGUGCUCCGAACCCUAAUAUUGAUGCCCCCUCUGAGUCGAAAGAAUUGCCUGAGUACCUUAAGCAGAAGUUGAAAGCAAGGGGUAUUCUUAAAGAUGAUACAGAAAAAGGCUUUCCUAUGUUGGAGACUACCACAACUCAACUUGUGGAUAAUGGAAAGUUACCUCCUGGAUGGGUAGAGGCAAAAGACCCCGCUAGUGGUGCUUCAUAUUAUUACAAUAAAAAUACUGGGAAGAGUCAGUGGGUAAGGCCUGUUGAAACAUCUCCUAUCUCACAGCAUCCAUUGCCUUCAUCUUUUCCAGAGGGCUGGAUAGAGGCUUUUGAUGAAACAACAGGUCAUAAAUAUUAUUACAAUACAAAGACCCAUGUAUCACAAUGGGAGCAUCCUGGUUCUCCACUGCAGGUCGCUUCACAACAUUGUGACAGCAUGGUUCCCACAAGUUCAGCUGAUGCAAAUUGGGAUGAUCAACCACCUGAACAAAAGAAAUGCAUGAGAUGUGGUGGCUCAGGAGUAGGCCCUGUCCAGAUGUCAGGUUGCUGCAUGCAUUGCACAAGAAAUGCAGCUAAUUUGGAUCAGAAUGACCAAUCAUCUGAGCUAGAGAAGUGCAUGGGGUGUGGUGGUUGGGGUGUAGGCCUUGUGCAGAUGUGGGGUUAUUGCAAACAUUGCACACGCGUUCUCAAUCUUCCACAAUGCCAGUACUUGUCUGCCAGUUUGGGUAACCAACAUCAGGCCAGCAAUUCUGCAAGCACCAAAGAGGAUUCUGACAAAAAGGCUUCUAUACAGAGGUCCAAUUGGAGACCUCCAAUGAAGAAAGGAGGAGGUAGAGGAGGAAGCAGGAAACGUGCUUAUACUGAGGAUGAUGAGUUGGAUCCUAUGGACCCAAGUUCUUAUUCUGAUGCUCCUCGUGGUGGCUGGGUUGUGGGCCUAAAAGGAGUGCAGCCACGAGCAGCUGAUACCACUGCCACGGGUCCUCUCUUUCAACAGCGUCCAUACCCAUCACCCGGAGCAGUCUUGCGAAAAAAUGCGGAAAUUGCUUCACAAACAAAGAAACCCGGUUCUCAAUUUGCACCAAUAUCCAAGAGAGGGGACGGGAGUGAUGGACUCGGUGAUGCUGAUUGAGAUUGCAGUGGACUCCAGAUUUAUCGUUGUAUAGGAGAAUGUCUAUAGAGUCUUCGCUGCAAGUGUCCACCAGAUGGAUGAUGAUUGUUCGGUUGCCAAAGGUAUGGCCAAGAGGUUCGUUGUAUUUUGUAAGAUGUUGGAUCUCAUGGAUGCCUCUCUUAAGCAUCCAACACUCAAUUGGGUGGACUUUGGUGGUUAACUAGGCAUGUCUUCUUCAUGUUGCUGAGUUGGGCUGAUCCUGAUCCAUAAAUAUUUCUUUUUGUGAAGGUAUUUUUCCUUUUGUCUUUUGGCGUGGCUUUGAAGAAGAAAGGACAAAGGAAAAAGUAAAUCCCGUAGAGCUAUUUCUCUUCUUGGUAGAAGUUCUGCUUUUUCUUUUCUUUUUCUUUUUUUUUUUCCUAAUUAAGGCGGCGGCAGGAGAGGGUUACCAGGGUAACUACUCUACCCUGUUGGGAACCAAUGACAAAGGAACCUAGACGGUGAGAACUGUACACUCCCUUAAGUCCGAUUAAGUCAUAGCUUGAUCUACUUUCAUCAGGACAUUAGUGGAGCCCAAUGUGAUUUACUCUAAUCAAGCAUGAGGAUUCCCAUUGUGGAAAUUGAACUCAUGUCCUAGUAUUUACCUAACUAUAUGAAGAUUGUUUUGGC